CUGACAUGACUCCACAAGCGAUCCCAGCUCCAGAAUAUCACUCUCCAAGAUGUUACUCCUGACAGAGGUUCCACACCAUCCCCUCCAUCCCCAUGUGCAGAACAUCUCCUAUUUCUCUUUCUUCUCUGAACUCCAGCGUUCUCACUGGUUGGUGACCACGAUCGAGACGGUGGUUCAGAUGGCCAUUUUUCUGGUUUCGGUGGUCAGCAACAUCGGUGCGUUUACACUCGUUCUCCAAGAAAGGCGGCUAGCCGACAACACGCUCUUCACCCUGAACCUCUUCCUGGCGGACCUUCUGUUUGUCAGCACCAUUCCUUUGGUUACCGCCGUGAGGUGGACCCAGUCUUGGAGGCUCGGCUCCACCACCUGCCGCAUCGUCAUGUACUUCAUCUGCUUGAGUGGCGGAGUGACCAUCAUCACACUGGCUGCCAUCAGUAUCGAGAGACUGCUGGCCAUCUUGAAGAUGGAGACUACGCUCAGCCUGAAUCCCAAAAGGGCAUCUGCAGGGUUGCUCCUCAUCUGGCUCCUCACCGCUAUCGCAUUGUUACCCCUGUGUUUGUUCUCCAGGGUGGUGACGGUCAUCUCGUAUGAACAGAAAGAAAUACAGAUAUGCACCAUUAUGUGGCCGCACCUGACGGGCGAGAUCAUAUGGAACACCGCCUUCAUCGCAUUUGGCUUCCUUCUUCCUGCCCUUAGCAUUGUGAUAAGUUACAGCAAAAUCCUGCAGAUAAGGAAGCAAUCCAAAAAGAGGCUCCAAAGUACCAGUUCACAAAGCUGUGCCCAGAUAUGUCCAGUGUCUAAACAAGACUACAAACUCUUCCGCACGCUCCUUAUCCUCAUGGUAUCGUUCUUCAUCAUGUGGAGCCCUAUCUUCAUUUUUACCUUUCUCAUCCUCGUACGCAACAUACACAUGGAAAUUCCCAUCACCCCCACAAUGUUCUUCUGGGUGAUGACCUUCACUAUGGCUAACUCGGCCCUUAACCCUGUCCUUUAUAGUGUAUAUCAGCUGAGGCAUAGUUGGCAGAAGCUUGGCUGUGCCAAAGAAGGCAACUCAGGUCAAAGGGAACUAGGGAACAACAGAUGCUAGGUCUUAUUUAUUUUGUGCCUAUAAGUUCUUAUGCUGAUUGUACAGGGAGAUUCACUCGAAGAGGCCCCGAAUAUUCUGUAAUAACUCUCGCUAGGAUGAAGCAAUCUGAACGAAACAGUGUGCUCCUCAGUAUAUGGAGCUUCGAACAAGCCGGAAUGCCCCUGCACCGGAGCGAUGAGGUAGAUGCUGGACAGCCGUCACGACGUUUGACCUCCAUUUGCAACUUCUGGGUGCAUACCCCCAUUCCCCUUCAUGUGUCUGGCAGAAAAAGGAGAUCACUUCCAGCAUCACAUGUAAUGCAAUCGUUUACACACACGUCAAGGUAU
This is a messenger RNA of Colossoma macropomum (tambaqui), 1413 nucleotides long. RefSeq names its product free fatty acid receptor 4-like. The transcript is spliced from 3 exons. The record is from RefSeq and is a predicted model, not a curated record. Gene Ontology annotation, biological process: G protein-coupled receptor signaling pathway. Gene Ontology annotation, cellular component: membrane. Gene Ontology annotation, molecular function: G protein-coupled receptor activity; peptide binding. NCBI's taxonomy places the organism in Eukaryota, Metazoa, Chordata, Actinopteri, Characiformes, Serrasalmidae. Bases 50 to 1087 code for a protein of 345 amino acids.